Messenger RNA from Gastrolobium bilobum, 453 nucleotides. RefSeq lists its product as uncharacterized. NCBI's taxonomy places the organism in Eukaryota, Viridiplantae, Streptophyta, Magnoliopsida, Fabales, Fabaceae. The record is from RefSeq and is a predicted model, not a curated record. The transcript has 3 exons. The coding region runs from base 1 to 453 and encodes 150 amino acids. Gene Ontology annotation, molecular function: zinc ion binding.
AUGACAAGGACUGCCGGUUGGAGGUGCAAAUGUGGGAGACAAAGUAUUGUCUAUACCUCCAAAACUGAGAGGAACCCAAACAGGGCUUUCCUUGGCUGUCCUAAUUUCAAGGAGAAGAAGCCCUAUUGUGAUUUUUUUAGAUGGGUAGAUGACAUGUGUAAUGAACCCAUGGAGCUAGAAGAAGCAAGAAUUAACACUGUGGAGUUGGAUGUUGCUGAAAUUAACUUCAAGUUGAAAUAUGUGGAGAUGAUGAUGAGAGAGCAAGAUGUGAAGAUUACUGAGCAAGGAAUGAAGCUUCAUCAGCAGGAAAGAAAACUGAAUGAUAAGUUGCAUACUGUUAUGCAUAUUUUGUUACUGAUUGCAGAACACGAGGACCAUUUAGGUCCCUGUCAAUGUUACUCGAGGGUCGUUUUGGUCCCUGACAAAGUGGACGGGGCCCUUAUUGGUCCCUGA